Solanum dulcamara is the source of this 2220-nucleotide messenger RNA. RefSeq lists its product as uncharacterized. The transcript is spliced from 2 exons. The record is from RefSeq and is a predicted model, not a curated record. The coding region runs from base 133 to 552 and encodes 139 amino acids. Lineage: Eukaryota; Viridiplantae; Streptophyta; Magnoliopsida; Solanales; Solanaceae.
AUUGAACCUGUAUCCAACACUAGAUUUUUUUUUAACAUAAAGACAGAAAUACCCACUACUAUAAUAUAGCUAGCUUAAACUUCCACAAUUCCAUUAGUCAUUCCAAUUUUCCCACAAAAAAAAAAAAAAAGUAUGGCAGAUGAGGAUAUUUCUGAAUGGCAACAAAUCACAUCUCCAUCUUCAACUACUAGCAAUAAUAAUAAUACUCAAAUUGCUGCCGUAGAAAUUACUACUUUGCCAUUGAUUGAGGAUAUUACUACUGAUAAUAAUAGUAAUAAUGAUGAUGAGAAGGGUACUUAUGGAAAUAACCGGUUGAAAAAGAGUUUAAGAGAAUUGAGUUGUUGGGUUGUUGAAAUUGCUUCCAAGAUGAGAAAUUAUGUUGUUUCUAAAGUUGGAAUUGGAAAAUUCACUUGUAAUAGAAGUAGAAUAUUGGCAUUUCUUUUGGGCUCCUUGUUUUAUUAUAUGAUACAGAAAAAAUGGAGGCGGCAAAGACAAAUUGAUACUACUUCUAACAAACUUAUGCUCCUUCUCCAACAAAAAGACCAGAAAUGACUCCUCCAGCCACCAUGAAAAAUUAUCCUGAUGUGGAUCUCCUACUAUCAAGACACCCAGCAAAAUCAGAAUUGGAAUAUCCUGCGAUCUCUAAGUGAUUCGACCUCUGAUAAGCGAGCAUGUAAUCUUUAGUUCUUUGAAGAUACCUUAUAACUCGUUUUGCUGCUUUUCAAUAAUCCAUUCCCGCGUUACUUAAAUAUCGGCCUAACAUUCCCACUAUGUACGCUAUAUCUGGACGUACAAACUUGUGCAUACAUGAGACUUUCCACUACUGAUGCAUAUGAAAUUUUGUUCAUCUUUUUCUUCUCUAUGUUUAAAUUUGCACAAUGGCACAAACUAAAUUUAUCAUCUUUUGCCACAUGUAUAUCUCUCAGUACACAAUUUUACAUGCAAAACCUACUUAGCACCUUUUUGAUAUAAGUUUUUUGCGAUAAUUCAAGUGUGUUUUUGAUACGAUUUCUAUGAAUUUCUAUACCCAGUACAAAAGACGUCUCACCAAGAUCUUUCAUUUCAAAUUUGGUGGAUAGAAAUUUCUUGGUUUCAUGCAAUAAACCUACAUCACUGCUUGCUAGUAGAAUGCCAUCUACAUAUAGCACAAAAAUAAUAAAUAUGCUCCUACUGAACGUGCUUUCUCAUAUAUGUCUUAUCUAACCUCUUUUAUGUUUUUAUGCUUUUAUUGAGCCGAGGGUCUUUCGAAAACAGGCAUCCUACCUUGGUAGGAGUCAGGUCUGCAUACACUUUACCCUCCCCAGACCCCACGUUGUGGGAUUUCACUGGGUUGUUGUUGUUGUCGUUGUUGUUGCUCCUACUGAACUUGAAAUAGAUGCAUUGAUUAAUAGUGGUUUUCUUAAAACCAAAAGAGGUUAUCACCUAAUCAAACUUCUGGUACCAUUAUAUUGACGGGAUGCCUGUUUUAAACCAUAUAUAUACUUCUUAAGUUUACAUCCAAUGUACUUUGAAUUUUGAGACUUAAAAAAUUUCUAGUUAUGCCAUGUAUAUUGUUUCGUCAAUGUUUCCAUUGAAAAAUGCAGUUUUUACAUUCAUUUGAUGCAACUCUAAGUCAUAAUGAUCUACAAGUGCCAUAAUGAUUCUAAAAGAGUCUUUCCAUGAAAUUGGCGAAAAAGACUCUUUAAAAUCUAUGCCUUCUUUUUGGGUGAAUCCCUUGGCAACUAGGCGUGCUUUAUAUCAUUCGAUAUUACCUUUUGAAUCACGUUUAAUUUUGAAAAUCCAUUUACACUUAAUCGAUUUCGAUCCUUGUGGUAACUCGAGAAGAUCUGAAACGUCAUUGUCUUUCAUAGAUUUCAUCUCAUCUUUCAUGGCUUUGUUAUCACUUGUUAGAAAACUUUUAUGUAAUGCACCCAAGAUCACAAAUAAAUCAUUAGACAGAUAUUUUAUUUUAUAAAGAAUAAAAAGGGAACUAACCUUGUUCCAAUGCAAUAACUUUGUUUGAAGAAUUUGAUCUGCUAAAUCUUGAAGAUAGUCCUUUAUAUGAUAUUCUUUAUCCUAGAUGAAGAGAAAAGUGUGAUUUAGGAACCAAAUCCUUUUAAGAAUGCUGAAGUGUCUUUCAGGAAAUGUACAUUUUCUUAUAAGUUUCCAUCAUAAUUAAAGAAUAGGCUCAUGAAUUUUUUAACUCAUCUAAAAUAAAUCCAUACUAAUAGAUAUUUAUAU